Molecule: messenger RNA, 1239 nt
Organism: Ipomoea triloba (trilobed morning glory)
Lineage: Eukaryota; Viridiplantae; Streptophyta; Magnoliopsida; Solanales; Convolvulaceae
Product: stromal cell-derived factor 2-like protein
Exons: 6
Coding region: 317-964 (215 amino acids)
Source: RefSeq, a predicted model, not a curated record
ACUUCUAAAACCACCGAUCAAAAUUGACGAAAGACGAAACAUUAGAUAGGGUGAAGCCAUCACCGGAAAACCCGACUCACAACCGGACCGUUGUCGGAUCUCCAUCGGAAAUCCGCCAAUAACUUCCACCGUGGCUCCAUCAGGCCCGCAAAAGCAGCAACAUCAAAAUCUCACCCGCAGAAAGUCGGCACCGCCGUCCACAUUCUCGUCGAGUCAACCAUCUUCCAACCCGACCCGGAUAGUGUACCGCGAAACCGCUUUGUCCGAAACUCUGCCGUUUUGGCAAACUACCUGGUUCAUAGUGCUGCUGCUAUUGAUGGCACUCUCUCUCUUCGCUCUCGCCAUCUUUCUCUUCCUUAACCUCGACACCGAUUUCAGCUCAACACCUGUAUCCGCAGCUUCUGAAGGUGUCCAGAUUUCUUAUGGGUCAGCAAUCAAGUUGAUGCACGAGAGGACUAAGUUCCGGUUGCAUUCACACGAUGUGCCAUAUGGUUCUGGCAGCGGGCAGCAGUCAGUCACUGGUUUUCCUGGUGUAGAUGAUGCCAACAGCUACUGGAUUGUUAGGCCAGUUCUGGACUCACCUGCAAAGCAAGGUGAUGCUAUUAAAACAGGAAGUAUUAUCAGACUGCAGCAUAUGAGGACAAGGAGAUGGCUGCACAGUCACCUUCAUGCAUCUCCCAUAUCUGGCAAUCUGGAGGUUAGCUGCUUUGGUGAUGACAAUAAUUCUGAUACUGGGGACUUCUGGAAACUUGAAAUUGAAGGAAGUGGGAAAACUUGGAGGCAAGAUCAAAGGAUCAGGCUCCGUCACGUGGACACUGGAGGGUAUCUACACAGUCAUGACAAGAAGUACACCCGCAUUGCUGGGGGCCAGCAAGAGGUUUGUGGUGUAAGAGAGAAGCGCCCCGAUAAUAUUUGGCUGGCAGCAGAAGGUGUAUAUCUCCCAGUUUCUACGGAGAGCAAGUAAUGAAUACGAUAAUGUGUUAGUGUGAUUGAAGGCUACUGCGUAACUUUUACCCUUUAGCAAUAUCUUCUUCCAUUCCAAAAGAGGGCAUAGGAUAUUUUGUGCUAUUUCCCUUUUGCUGCUCUUCUAAGAGAUUUUCAACCACUUAUCAACUUCACAUUAUCAUAAAUGUUAAGGCAGGCUUAAACUUGUAGAGUAGGACUCUUUAUUACAAAUUGUUUCUGCUCAUCAUAUAAAGUAUGCACCAUAUGACAAUGUUUACUCUUGUGCUGACCAAA